Messenger RNA from Bipolaris victoriae FI3, 663 nucleotides. RefSeq lists its product as hypothetical. The record is from RefSeq and is a predicted model, not a curated record. Gene Ontology annotation, molecular function: zinc ion binding. Lineage: Eukaryota; Fungi; Ascomycota; Dothideomycetes; Pleosporales; Pleosporaceae. The transcript is spliced from 3 exons. The annotation marks the transcript as partial.
GAAAGCAAAGAUGAUCCCUUCAUCAAAGCACCUUGUGGCGAGCACUUUGCCUGCGCAGACGACAUAGCCAACUUCUUUGAAUAUGCGACCAACGAUGAGAGUCUUUACCCUCCAAAAUGUUGCGGUCGGAUUUUCUUGCUGGAAGAAUACAAAGACCACAUUCCUGCUGAUAUAGCAUCAGCGUAUCACAGCAAGCAACAAGGCGAGUACUCAAUUUUGGCAAAAAAUCGACUCUACUGCGCAAACUCGCCUUGCGCCCGGUUCCUCCACCCAUCGUCCAACGUCCAAGACGCACUCUCUAGCACGACCUACGCCAUCUGCAAGGCAGAAGAAUGCGGCGGCUGGACAUGCGUACACUGCAAGACACUGCUAGACAAGACCAACCUAGCACAUACAUGCAGAUCAACCGACGUAGACGAAAAUUUCAGGCAAAUGGUCCUCGAAAAUGGAUACCAAUGCUGCUUCGCCUGCGGCGCAAUCAUCGAAUUGGCCGCAGCAUGCAAUCACAUUAAAUGCAGAUGCGGCACCUCCUUCUGCUACAUCUGCGGCAAACCCUGGGCCGGUUUCCGUCACGGCUGCCCCAGAUACGGCCCGGCCAUCUACGACGCCCAAGGCUACAACCAAAACGGAUUCCACCGCGACACGGGACUCAAUCGCGCCGGU